AUGGCUGGCAUUUUAUCCUUAAAAGAAUCGGUUCUGAUUUAUUUGGACCGAAGUGGAGGCCUUCAGAAACUAGCAGAUGACUGCAAACCUCUAAACGACCCCCAGCAGACAGAGGCUGUCUACAGGUUCAGGGUUGUGGUGAAUCCUUCAGACCUGAUAGAGGUAGAUCCUGAGCUGGGGGAUUAUGUUCUGCAUGACCCUCUCAGAGCAGCUGCUCUGUUUCAAUCAGUGUGUUUCUUGGCUAUAAAGACACUUUCGCUUACUGACAAAAUACACACAGCGAGUCAGGUGAAUAUUUCCCUGAAUUUUACUCAUCUCCCUCCAUUCCCCGAGUACACUUUGGACCUCAGCAGUUUUCACCAAGUGUAUGGUCCUCUGAGGCCGGUCUCCAUGGAGGGGGCAGUCAUUGCCUUAACGAGGGUCACAAAAUACACCCAGGGGGCGAGGUUCCUCUGCACUGAUGAUGAUUGCCCUGGCUCUACAGGCUUCCACCACAUCCGAGUUCAUGCACCUGGAGCCACUGAAUCCGCCACGGUGAGAAACGACUUCAGCUGCAGGAUCUGCCGCUCACAGCUGAAGGAGGACGUCAAGUUCAGAGUUUUAGGAGACAAACAGCUGGUGGAGCUGAUCCACGUUGAAGCGCUGAAUGCCCUAAGAGGCCAUCAGCAGAGUUCAUCCAGAUAUCAAUCUGUCACUCUGUUUCUGAGAGAUGAGCUGUGCCACUCCAUGACUAUCGGUCGACUCUACAGGGUGGUUGGCAUUCCUGCCCUCGUGCAUCAGUGGCCAAGCAUCACCUGGAGUGUAGAGGCGAAUAGCGUCCAACCGUGGGAGCUGUAUUGUGAGAAACAUAACAUUAUUAAUCCAAGAUGCUUGGUGGGUAUAAAUACUGUAAAGCAGUGUUUCUCUAUUAGGCAUUUAUCAUGUUCCCCAGCUCUGCCCACAGGCUGCCCUAAAGCCUCCCCCAGAUUCCUGCAGCUGCCACAUUGCAUGACCUCUGCUCCCUGGAGGUUCCCUGCUAUCUUAGCUCACUGCUUUGGGUCAGACCUGACUCCUCCCGGCCUGCACAACACACUCAAACUGUGUCUGCUGCUGAGCUUGGUGCAGACUAGAAUGGAUGAAAACGAUGCGUUUCACAAUUUGGAUCUCCUCGUGGUCACAGCUGAUACCCUCGUAUUAGACAGGCUAAUGACGUACAGUUUGAGUUUGGCAUGUCGCGGGGUCAGACACCAGCCCUCUGGGGAGAUGUUUUCCUGGCUGUCCAGAGAUGAACACGGAGCAGGCACCGCCAACAUCCAUGCUGGUUCUGCAUUACUCGCCUCGGGGGGCAUUUGCCUGCUGGGAGAUCUUGCCUGUUACAAGAAGGACAAACUGGACUGCUUACAGUGUGUUCUGGAGAGCCGAUCUGUGUCUGUGUUCAUCCCUGGAAAGAAGUACGGUGAGGAAGCUGACCAGCAGCUUUCAUUUCCGGUACAGUGCAGUUUCUGGGCCCUUGCAGACUCCUCUCAGAGGUCUGGGAAGACGGACUCAACUACAUUGGGAGCUGCUGAAAUAGGUCCUGUGCAGGCGCAGCUGGCAGAAAGCUUUGGUUUAGUCAUUCAGUGCGGAGACAGGGUGGGAGAGGAGGGCGUACUGGCCCAGACUCUCCACACCCUCCAGCAAGCUGUACAACCUGGAAGACUCACCCAUCCAUCUUACUGGGACUUUUCUAAUGAAGAUUUCCAGGAGUUGGUGGCUCGUUCUCGGGGUUUAAAAGUGGAACUCAGCCCUGAAGCGGUGAAAUUGAUCCAUGGUUACUACAUGGCCAGCCGUCGAGCUCGGACACAGAGUCAGGAGGUCAAGAUUUCUUUGGCCUCGAUCAAACUGCUGAUGUCAUUGGCUGAGGCCCACUGCAAGUUAUGCCUCAGGACUAAAGUACUGGAGGAGGAUGCAGUGAUUGCUGUGCUCCUGUGUGAAAACUCUGUCACUCUCAAGCAUGGCGGCUCUGCCCUCAUUAUUCCACCGGACGCAGUCUUUCCUUGCGACUUGGGGAAUGUGGAGGGUCUACAAAGGAGGGACGCAGUCCUGGAUGAGCUCCACCAGGAUAUCCUACGCUUUGUCUACACAUUUGCACCAGGAGCUGAUGAGUACAUUACUGAGGAGUAACGCCUCUCAUUAUAAAUCCCAAGGUAAGAAAAAUAACCAAAAGGAAUCAAAAGUCUCAGAUUGCAGCAGUUGAUGUUAAACAUUUUAUUGGAUACAACAACAACAAAGGUGUGGGCUUAAAAGGCAAAAGGAAGAAAUACUAACUUUUAAAAUACAACAAAACAAGAAUAAACAGGCUAUACAGAAUGGCUAAAUGAGAAUCACUUAAAAAAUAUUCUCUUUAUAUACAUUUUCAGUCAAACAUCCAUAGUUUAUAUAAUUCACAUACCUCCUUAAGGAUGGGCACAAACUCAACUGGUUGCAAAGC
This is a messenger RNA of Cyprinodon variegatus (sheepshead minnow), 2449 nucleotides long. It is a transcript of the gene mcmdc2, whose product is annotated as minichromosome maintenance domain containing 2. NCBI's taxonomy places the organism in Eukaryota, Metazoa, Chordata, Actinopteri, Cyprinodontiformes, Cyprinodontidae. Gene Ontology annotation, biological process: double-strand break repair via break-induced replication. The transcript is spliced from 14 exons. The coding region runs from base 1 to 2142 and encodes 713 amino acids. Gene Ontology annotation, molecular function: DNA binding; ATP binding; single-stranded DNA helicase activity. The record is from RefSeq and is a predicted model, not a curated record.